Molecule: messenger RNA, 489 nt
Organism: Hymenoscyphus albidus
Lineage: Eukaryota; Fungi; Ascomycota; Leotiomycetes; Helotiales; Helotiaceae
Source: the annotation of a GenBank genome assembly
AUGGUCUACAAAAUUAAAAUAUGGAUUGACGGAGGAUGUCGUGGAAACGGAAAUAUCAACGCCAUCGGUGCCGCAGCAGCCAUUUCGAUAGACCCGUAUGAAAAAGAAGAAGCAUGGCAAUUUAUGCCGUCCAAUAGGUUGAGACCAGUAACCAACCAGCGUGCUGAGCUUUUAGCUGUUAUUAUAGCACUCCAACAAGCAUGGGCGAAGUGCGAGAGUCUUGAUGACAACCCUUGGUUAGACGUUGAGAUCCACACCGAUUCUAGAUUUGUCAUUGGCUGCAUGACCAAUUGGAUUGAGAAGUGGAGUCGCAAUGGAUGGACUAAUUCUAUGGGAUGUCCGGUCGUUAAUCAGGACCUUAUUAAGAGAACAUAUGAGCUUCAGAUGAGAUUGAAGGAGGAGGGUAAUGUUGAGUAUACUUGGGUACCACGAGGAGAGAAUGUUGAGGCAGACGGACUUUGUAAUAAGUUGAUGGAUAAACAUUCAUAG